CCGGCCCUGUGAGCUCUGCUAUAUUGACACUGUGGGUUUUACAGCAUUUUUUACUGUAAUUAUCUAGGUUUGCUAUUAUGUCUGAGACUGCUCCUGCCGCGCCAGCUACUCCAGCUCCAGCAGAGAAGACACCUGUGAAGAAGAAGGCUAAGAAGCCAGCGGGUUCCGCAGGAGCGCGGCGGAAGGCGUCUGGGCCCCCGGUGUCUGAGCUGAUCACCAAGGCCGUGGCCGCCUCCAAUGAACGCAGCGGCGUGUCUUUGGCCGCCCUCAAGAAGGCGCUGGCGGCCGCCGGCUACGAUGUGGAAAAGAACAACAGCCGCAUCAAGCUGGGGCUCAAAAGCUUGGUGAACAAAGGCACUUUGGUGCAGACCAAGGGGACCGGUGCCUCGGGCUCCUUCAAGCUCAACAAGAAAACUCCUGCGAGUGAAGGGAAAGGCAAGGCCAAGAAAUCGGCCUCUACCAAGGCAAAAAAAGCGGCGGGAGCUACCAAAAAGCCUAAAAAGACUACGGGUACGGCUACGAAAAAAGCCUUGAAGAAAACGCCUAAGAAAGCUAAGAAACCAGCGGCGGCGGCAGGAGCUAAGAAGGCAGCAAAGAGUCCGAAAAAAGCCAAAGCUGCUAAGCCCAAGAAGGCGGCCAAAAGUCCUGCGAAGGCUAAAGCCGUGAAGCCCAAGGCAGCUAAGGCAAAAGUGACUAAACCUAAAACGGCCAAACCCAAGAAGGCGGCGCCAAAAAAGAAGAUGUGAGUGUCGCAUCACUUCUUGAGAAUUCAGAUGGACCUAUAGCUGUUACUGUCUGGAGAGUUCAUCAAGCACAUCAUGUUGGAGGGCACCAAGUAUGCCAAUUCUCCUACAGUGACCCUUGUAUAAUGUAAAGGCUCUUUCAAAAUACACUCCUAUUCUGUUGUUUUAGUUACAUUGUAUAGCUAUUAUCAAAAUAAUUACUUUUCACCUAUUUUGUAUCCAAAUUAAGUGUAUCUCGCAAAAGUGAGUCAUAAUUUAUCAUAAUUCAUCAUUGAAUUUUCUUCUUCCUUCUCCUAAAACAUAUAUGAAAGAUAUCCCAAAGAAUGCUUGCAUCAAUGGGAGUAUCCUGUAGCAAUAUGAACACUAGACUCAAAGCUAGAGAACUGAGAUUCAAAACAUGUCUCUGUCACUGACACCCUGUGUUCCCUUUGGCAAACCAAUUUCUCUGGGCUUCAUAUUUCCUCAUUUAAGGGGGUUCAACUAGAUGAUCUCUGAAGUCUCUUUCAUACCUAAGUCUAGGAUCCUGAGUUCAAUGUUUGAAAAUCAUCUCUGGUUUGAUUCAACAUUUGAAUGUGUUUCCCUGGCUCAUUUUUGUUUGCUGCAUAACCUAAUAUCUGAAGAAAAAGAGGAAAGACAUGGGGGAAAUAAAGAUAUUUUAAGGUCUGACCUUCUGACAUGAUUCUCUUCUCCAGCAUUUUCACCGCACUUUUGAAUUUUGCCUCUCCACUCUAAUCUGCAGCAAUUAGAUUUUACUUUAUGCAAUCUUGAAACACUUAGACACUUGUCUUUAGAAACUUAAAACACUAGUUCAUAUUCAUGAUCUUGCUUUGUUGAAAUCUGGGAAGAGAGAGAUAGAGGUUUCAGCAUCCAAGAGAGAAAAAACCCUAAUAACCCCAGGAAAUACUAAUCCAUUUUCUCAUUUCUCUGUUCACAAUACUGCUACUGGAUCAUUAGUUUCCCUUCAAUAUGUCAAAGUCUCAUAGGAUCAUAGAAUAUUAGAUUUAAAAUCUCUUUUUCUAACUCCUUUUCCUUGAUCUGGCAGAUGAGAUAAUUUACUGUCAAUUAGAUGACAUAGAUUUUAAUGUCUAUUCUACCACUGAUUUCUGGCCAUCUUUCAUGUGGCAUCCUGUGUUUGACUUAUGUUUUCAUAAAGGUAAAUUGUGAGGGGAAAAGAAAAAUGAAAAAAUAAAUGAAAACAUUUCUUAAGCA
Sarcophilus harrisii (Tasmanian devil) is the source of this 1952-nucleotide messenger RNA. RefSeq names its product histone H1.4. Gene Ontology annotation, molecular function: DNA binding; structural constituent of chromatin. The transcript has 2 exons. Gene Ontology annotation, cellular component: nucleosome. The record is from RefSeq and is a predicted model, not a curated record. Gene Ontology annotation, biological process: nucleosome assembly. Lineage: Eukaryota; Metazoa; Chordata; Mammalia; Dasyuromorphia; Dasyuridae. The coding region runs from base 78 to 746 and encodes 222 amino acids.